AAGUGAGACCUCCCAUCACACCAUGGCGGCUGUGCAAACUCCAUCCCUACACAGACACUGGUGAAAUACCACGUUAGAAACGGUUACGAAGGGAAAGUGCAGUAUCACAGGGAGCUACUGUGAUAAUAUUCAUAUAUUAUAUGAAUGUAAAGAUAGGAUGAAGAAAGUAGUGUUGGUAACCGGUGCAAACAGUGGUAUUGGCCUUGCCCUGUGUGAGCGUCUACUAAGCCAGGAUGCCCAGCUGCAGCUCUGUCUGGCCUGCAGGAACAUGCAGAGAGCUGAUGCUGCCAGGCAGGCCCUUCUAGUGUCUCACCCUCAAGCUCAGGUUACUCUGCUGCACUUAGAUGUGGGCAACAUGCGCUCUGUGCUCAGGGCUGCUGAGGAGUUCAAGCAGAAGUACAACAGAUUGGACUAUAUGUAUCUCAAUGCUGGUAUCAUGCCUAAUCCCAGGGUAGAUCACAAAGCCUUUUAUAAAGGCCUGUUUUCUAGUAAUGUGGUUCACAUGUUUGCCACGGGGGAGGGUCUUCUGACCCAGGAAGAUAAGGUCACACCCAAUGGUUUGCAGGAGGUGUUUGCCACUAAUCUUUUUGGUCAUUUCCUUCUGGUGAAAGAACUGGAGCCAUUAUUGUGUCAGAUGGACCACAAUUCUCUAGUGAUCUGGACGUCCUCCAGUAAUGCCCAGCGAUCAGCUUUUAGUCUAGACGACAUACAGCAUCAGAAAGGCCGUGAGCCCUACAGCUCCUCGAAAUAUGCGUCUGAUCUACUUAGUUUAGCCCUAAACCGUCACUACAACAACCAGGGUUUGUACUCCUCAGUGAUCUGUCCUGGUCUGGUCAUGACUAAUCUCACCUAUGGCAUUCUACCAUCAUUCUUCUGGACUUUCAUCAUGCCAAUAAUGUGGCUUAUUAGGAUUUUCACCAACACUUUUACCCUCUCACCUUACAAUGGAGCAGAGGCUUUGUUUUGGCUGUUCAUGCAGAAACCUGAGACACUGGACCCAAUGGCCAAAUACCACAGUUUGACCUCUGGGCUUGGAAACAAUUACACCAAACCACACAAGAUGGAUGUUGAUGAAAACGUGUCAGAGGCCCUCUAUGUGAAGUUAUUAGAACUUGAGGAUACAAUGCGGAAGAAACUGAGAGACGAGGAUGUAGAUAUCAAAGCAAAAAACUAAAUAUGGACACAAAACCUCAUGCGUUCUAUCACUUUAUAACACAUUUCCAUCUUGAAAAUCUCUAAGGAAUGGAUAAACACCUCAUGAAUAUUUAUUUUUCUUAAAGAUCUUUAGAAACACUUAAUAUGAAAUGAUUAUGAUAAUCUAGCAUGGCUAUGAACCACAUCAUGUUAACUUAUGUAUUUACAAAAAGUAAUUUUAUGCAAUUUCCCUGGCAAUCAAAUGUAUGACUUUGGCUUUGCUAUCAGCAUGCUCUACUGUUUGAGCUACUUAUAAGUAUUGUGCAAUUUAUAUCGGUUUUGUUGCAGUGCAUUCCAAGUUUAAUGGUUUUUAACCAUUGUCAUUACUGUAAACAGUCAGCAGUCUCUGACUCUGAUGAAAAUGGGACCAUAAAUCUGUCAUGUAGCUGUUUUUCAUGUCUGUUUUAUUGUGCCCCCAAAGGGGCUUCUUCCAAAAGGUUCUGAUGAAUAUGAAAAGGAAAAAAACUAGUAUGGUGUCACGUCUAAAGGAUUUUGGCCAAAAUCAGCACAGGCUGUGAAAAAGGAAACUGAAUCUGCUCUUUCCAGUUAAUAAAAAUGUAUGUAUGGAACUGUUUGUGUACAUUUUAUGAUUAAUAAUUCACCUAAAAAGUUGGACUGUUUGUAGUGUCUGUUUUAAGAUUUCAAAUGAACUUUACUUUGACAGUAUUUUAAAGAUCUGAUCCUCUUCCUAA
Molecule: messenger RNA, 1886 nt
Organism: Onychostoma macrolepis
Lineage: Eukaryota; Metazoa; Chordata; Actinopteri; Cypriniformes; Cyprinidae
Gene: hsd17b7
Product: hydroxysteroid (17-beta) dehydrogenase 7
Exons: 9
Coding region: 158-1174 (338 amino acids)
Biological process (GO): cholesterol biosynthetic process
Cellular component (GO): endoplasmic reticulum membrane
Molecular function (GO): estradiol 17-beta-dehydrogenase [NAD(P)+] activity; 5-alpha-androstane-3-beta,17-beta-diol dehydrogenase (NADP+) activity; 3-beta-hydroxysteroid 3-dehydrogenase (NADP+) activity
Source: RefSeq, a predicted model, not a curated record